This is a messenger RNA of Etheostoma cragini (Arkansas darter), 1852 nucleotides long. RefSeq names its product essential meiotic structure-specific endonuclease 1 (gene eme1). NCBI's taxonomy places the organism in Eukaryota, Metazoa, Chordata, Actinopteri, Perciformes, Percidae. The coding region runs from base 166 to 1797 and encodes 543 amino acids. Gene Ontology annotation, cellular component: Holliday junction resolvase complex; nucleus. Gene Ontology annotation, biological process: resolution of meiotic recombination intermediates; mitotic intra-S DNA damage checkpoint signaling; double-strand break repair. Gene Ontology annotation, molecular function: nuclease activity; DNA binding. The record is from RefSeq and is a predicted model, not a curated record. The transcript is spliced from 9 exons.
CGGAAGUUUACAUUCCUCCCAUGAACAUGAAUGCAACAUUAGCCUGCGACUGCUGCUGAGCGGGGAAAUCAAAAGAGGUCUCAUGCGAACGGUUGCGGGCUAACGCCAUAAAGAAGAUUUAAUGCAAAAAGAAGACACGUGCUACAGCUAACGUUAGUGAGUAACAUGUGCAGCUCCAGUGACUCCACCAGCGACCUCGAUGAGGAGUUUCCUGUGUUUGACUUCCUCCAGCCGGGUCGACGCCACAGCCAAGCCUCCACGAGCCACCCAGAGAAACCGGCCUUGUCCCCAGCGAAGGGCGAUGUGGUCACACGUACGGCAGCGCCUGAUGUAAUGAUGAUAAGCAGCGAUUCCGAUGACGAUGCACCUUAUGUCCCUUUGGCACAGAGACUCAAACAGAGACAAGACAAUGAGAUUAGUGCCUCCUCCGCUGUCCCUAAUGGGAAAGAUGCUGAGCCCUCUUCGUCAUCCAAUCUGGCCGGUUUGCAGCUCUCUUGCCAGAAUGGCUUUUCAGAGAUUGAGCGGCCCCUUAGCUUCCACCAGGGGAUCUCAGAUGGCCCAGAUGAGAUGACAGCUUUCCCUCGGCGACGGCUGCUUCCCACACACACCUCUCCUGCUAAGAGGAAGCCUGCCAAGCGCACGGCGGAGGAGACCCAGGGCUCCAGGGAGGAGGUUCCGGGGCGGAGGCAGGCCAGGACGGGACAGCAGAGCAACAAGGAGGUGCUGAAGCAGGAACAAGAGAGACAGAGAGCAGAAAGAAAAGCUCUGGUAGAGGCUGCUAAGGCCUUGAGGCCAGAGGAGUGUAUCAAGUACAUGGUGGUGACUGUGGACCCAGCCCUCUUGCAGCUAGAAGGAGGCGGGACGCUGCUGGCGUCGGUGCAGGCUCUGGGCUGUAGCUGCGCCAUAGAGAAACAGCCCCUCCCACGCAGUGUCAGCUGGAUGAGGAGGGCUCCCUGUGCACAGCCAGAGGAUGCAGUGUGUGUCCCAGAGGCCCAGGUUGUGAUGCAGAUGACAGUUGAGGACUUCAUCACUCUGAUCCACGGCCACAUUCAGGAAGAGAGGCACGGCAGAUCUGGCUGCGCUCCAACGCUGACGUCCUGGGUGCAGGAGCAGCAGAGGCGUCGCCCCGGUAACGUCCUCAGCCUGGCGGUAAUCGACCUAGAGAAAUACUUCAGAUCCCAGAAGUCCCAGAGCCAGAAGCGGUUUCGGGAGGCGGUCGUGGGUGAGCAGCGGGGGGGAGGACACGUGAGGAGGAAAAGGAAGAGCGGUGGAGCAGAGCUGCGACCCGAGGUGUCCCGAGUGGAAGUAGAGGAGGCAGUGGUGCAUCUCCAGCUACACACUGGCGUCUCUGUCCGCUUCCUGUCAACCUGGAAGGACUUCACAGAUCACAUCACCAUGACAACCAAAGCGGUUGCAGAAGCCCCUUUCAAGCGAGAAAGGGAGGAGACGGGCUUCUCCUUCUACCUGGAGAGUGAGUGGGCGGGGGGGCAGCGGGUGGACAGAGCGGGGAAGGGACUGCUGCAGGUGUGGAAGAGACAGAUCCAACAGUUGAACAGAGUGAGUCCAGACAUGGCCUCAGCCAUCCUGGCAGCGUAUCCCUCGCCACAGCGUCUCCAUCAGGCCUACGGUGUGUGUGAGACGGAGGGCGAGAGGACCUCGCUGCUGUCCGACCUGCUGAUCCGCAGGGGGGAGGGCGUCACUGCCACGACCCGCCGCGUCGGCCCCGAGCUCUCCAAACGCCUCUUCCUCAUGAUGACCUCGCGGGAUCCUCAGCAGACUCUGGACGCCACCGUGUGACCGCACCAGUUUGUAGGUAGAAUUCAGCGGGAUUACAAUCCAUUUUUGUCAUGUG